AUGGGGGGCCGAACCGUCUCGCCCGGAGGGGCUCUGCUGAGAUCCUCUCGGCUCUUCUCCAUGCCCAAGCCAUUGCCCGAACCGCAGUCGACCAACCUGCACAUUAGCGAUCACAAGUCUCCCACCAUGACACGACAAUACCCCCAGCACCAGUCAGUUACCUCCCCCCUCUCGUCGCGAGAGAAGGGAGAUUGGGGCUUCAAGCGACCGUUCCCUCUCAGGUCCACCAUGACCACCUCGACACCCCUCAUCCGAGUUAAGCAGGUUGACGCUAUCGAGAGUGUUACCGACUUCGCCUCUGCCGCCGAUUACACUUUGUCUCUGGAAAAGUUCCAGGAGCUCCGUGUGCCUCUUUCGAUUCCCAAGGAAAAUGAGCGAACCACCGGUACGGCAAGGACCGACAUCUGGCGCAAGUCCGUCUUUGAGGAGGAUAUGGACUUUACCGACUUCCGUCAAGGACGAGCGGAUGACAAGCGAUGGAAGUUCCAGGGACCUUGGUUGGCCAGGUUGACCGAGGGCGAGUUCAUCGAAUAUCUCAACAAGAGCGUACGACCCAAGCGUGCUCACUUCCGAUGGUUGCUGAAGGAGAGGCUUGCCGAGUCUCUAAAUACCAAGCAGGCUCAGGAAGCCUUGGACAAGGGCGAGCCGGCCCCGCCCAAGAUCAACCCUUGGGACAUUAGCAAGGAGCAAUUCGUCGACUUUGUGCGCUCUCUUCGAAGUGACCGAGCUACACUCUAUGGGCUUGUCUCCAAGUUCCUCGAUCUUGCUCCCCUGGGCCACCCAGUGGGCAUUCUCCAGACCCUCAUAUCCACCGGAGAGAACGCGGCUGCCGAGAGUCCCUACGGCAAGGCUGGACCCCCUCCUAGCCAUCCCUCUGCUGGUAUCAGCUACCUGAGGACGAACGCGUACAUGGAGAACCACCCUGUGUAUGGUCCCCAAGGACGACACACCCCUGUCCUCGCCCGAGUCAUCCACCCCAGGCGGAACGUAUCACUUGCUAAGCUUGGUGUGGGUGGUUUCGUCGCCGACACUCCUCCUGGCGACAACGAGUUCACCGGCAGAAACCAACGUCGGGGUCAAAGCAAGAAGGUGCUCGACGGCAUCCAGCAUCUUGACACCACUACAUACGGUGGUGCCAAGGCCUACGUCGAGCCCGUGACGGCGACUGUCGACCCAAGCGGAAAGGUUGUCCUCCAGCUCCGGGACACCACUUCCGAGUCCCAACUUCUGGCGAAGGAGAGCAAGGGACGAGAGCAGGUGUACACCGGGGAGAAGCGUGCUCCCAAGAAGGAAACUGUAGCUGAUCCUUGGCGAACCAGCCGUGUCGCUGAUGAGCUUCUCAAAGACGACUCAGCGUCUCAGUCUGAAAAGGAUGUUCUGGGUAGCUCCAGCAGCUAUGGUCUUGACCAGAAGCAAUAG
Molecule: messenger RNA, 1419 nt
Organism: Fusarium falciforme
Lineage: Eukaryota; Fungi; Ascomycota; Sordariomycetes; Hypocreales; Nectriaceae
Exons: 1
Coding region: 1-1419 (472 amino acids)
Biological process (GO): mitochondrial translational initiation
Cellular component (GO): mitochondrial small ribosomal subunit
Molecular function (GO): structural constituent of ribosome
Source: RefSeq, a predicted model, not a curated record